CGACUAGGAAAUUAGUGCCAUCCGGGAGACACGGCCGGUCCGUGUCGAUCCAUAUGUUGUAGCGUCCAUCCCGCCCAAGUUCGUCGACUGCCCUCGCUCUAUCGACUGCGGCCAAGGUGCUCUAGCCUUGGUUGUCUAGGCCGUGGGCAAAUUGAUGCCGGAGAGCAGGGCCGAGCGAGGGCGAGAGAAGCAGCAAUGGAAUAAGGGAGGGUGCUUCUUCUCGUCUUCUAUCUCUAUUCCAUCAUGAACUUGUACGCGCGCACAAUUAUGGGUACAGCUAUACCCGUAGACUGAUGUAGAUGAAAAUGAAUAUAGACCGAGAUGAUGAAAUAGAUCUAUGCAUAUGCAUCUGCGUGAACGGCGAACCGGUUAUCUUGCUAGCCUCUAUAGUCCACAUAUACAAGCUGACCCUAAUAGAACAACACAAAAUAGCAGCAGUUGGGGAGGGGGGGGCGCGAAACAAAGAAUUCCCCGUCGCGAUCAUACGCAUAUCGACCUAUCUGUCUUUUCUUUCCUUGUUCCGUCUCAUUACCCGCUUUCUGUCAAUAUCUAUCCCAUCGAGACCUACCAUCUGCCCAGCCAUCGUGACCGUUUGGCGCGACCCCCCCGGAGAUCUUGAUCGACGUCCAUUCGCGCUCACCUCUUCCGCGGCGCCUUUCUCCGGCCAAGUCAAUAGUAAUAAUGCCGAACCCGUUUCCUUCCCCUUCCCGGCUGGCUAUCUUUCGGGCCACGUUAGGGUGAGCUUUCCGAGACCUCGAGGGCCGCAUGUGCCACAUGAACCUGCACCGUGUGAUGUGGUCUCGGACGAGGCCGCCGCAUUCCGUCCCAGGGCGUUCUCAGCGUUCAGCCAUAGCCCCCCCCAGAGUUGUCAAGUGACUCAACCAGCCAGCCGGCUGCGUACUUCUUCGUCCUCGCUGUACAGCCUCGGCGGCGUAGACACCCCGAGUGCCCCGCCGAUGCUGUCUCGCCUAGCGGACGAGGCGGAGCCGAGCCGAGCCGACGUGAGCCAGUUCGACGGUAGCGAUAACCUGUGCCGUGCGGGAAUCGCGUCCGCGUCUGUGCGGAAAGCGCACCGGUGAAAUUUCGAGAUGUGCCGAUUCAGACAGGUGAGAGACCGAGAGGGAAGAGUCUUAUCGCCGAGCGCGAUCCGACGCGGGUGGCUGAGGCGGGCCGGAGAGGAUUCCGGCUUCUCUCUGCGGAGGAGGGGGGAAGGGGUGGGGGAGGGGCUUGUGAAGAUAGGUAAUAGACAGAGACUACGAGGCGUACCCGACCUACCUGCAGAGGUCUUACGGUCAACCAGGCCGCGAUGCGUCGCUGGCCAGCCGCGCGUCCACUGGGUGCCGCCCCCUCGCCAAGGUCGUAGGUCUCGAAGACCUCCCUGUCGCCCCCAUCUCAGUCUCGACAUACGAGCCGCGAAACCGACGUGUCUUGCAGCAGCGCCCGACGUACGUACGCACAUAAAUCACCGCAUCCUCCCGCUGCUCGCUCGG
Messenger RNA from Durotheca rogersii, 1490 nucleotides. RefSeq lists its product as uncharacterized. Lineage: Eukaryota; Fungi; Ascomycota; Sordariomycetes; Xylariales; Xylariaceae. Bases 300 to 1079 code for a protein of 259 amino acids. The transcript has a single exon. The record is from RefSeq and is a predicted model, not a curated record.